UAAGUAUGUAUAAUGGUUAUUUACCCCUUUAUGUCGAUUUUAUGUCGAUUAUGUGAAGUCACAGUCGUUGUGGAUAAAUACAUAUUCAAAUUUUCAUUAUAAUUUUGCAAUAUUUUGAUAUUAAAGAACAUCCAUAGAUGUUACCGAUAUUCUAGUUUACAUUUUUUUCGGCCGUCAUCUGCCAAUAUUCACUUUACUUCCUGUGAACUGUUCAGGAAAGACCUGAAUAAAUGGAGGAGUUUCACUAGUUAAUUUAAAAUUUCAGACUGAAUAUUGACCAUUCAAAAUCUAGCAAAAUAUAAACAAUUCAUGUAUACAAAGGAGUUAGUUUCCUUAAGAAUAACAAAAACAGUGAAACCAUGUUUACUACGACUGACUUACAUUUAUUGCUACAGACAAAACAUUUUCUGCCGAUCGUGGAUUGUCGCAACAAAACCAGAUAUACGAUUAUGAUAUCAUUAAAGAAUUAACAGGCAAUGGUUUGGAACAACCGAUCAAACGAAUGUUGUCCACUGAAUUACGUUUUUCGAUACAUUCCGUACGGGUGUAUGAGAAAGUGAGACUAGCACGAUGUUUACGUGUACAAGGCUUGGUGACAUUCAACGACAUGGACAACAAUGGACAAGUUAUUGUCAAUUUAGAAACGUUGACUAGAAGAAUCAAAUGUGAACAUUUAAACAUUACUGUAAAAGAUUGGGCUUUGGAAAAUACAUCAACAUCACUGGGAGCAGUUCUGAUUGUUUCCUGUUUACUGUCCUUAUUUGCAUCUGUGGCAAUUAUAUUAUUGGCUGUGUUUAUUUUUAUGGAAACUAAAAGCUACUUUGCAGGCAAAGGUAAAAAAGAUUUGCCAAUGAGGGAGUAUUGGAGGUUGAUCAAUUUCUGGGAAAUAGCAGUGUUAAUAUCAGAUAUUCUUACUAUAUAUGGGACCAUUUGGAUCGUGUUUGAAAAUGAGCACAGUGAGUGGAUAGUAGAGACGUUGGAUUCCUACACAGUCUGGCUUGGUUUCGGCUGUUUAUUUGCAUGGAUAAGUCUUCUCCGUUUCUUCAAAUUCCACAAUAAAUUCCAUUUAUUGUUCAGAACCUUAUUUAAAGCCUUUGGGAACGUGUUGGCGUAUCUGCUAUGUGUGACUGUUUUGUUUAUAGGCUUCUGGAUGUGUGGAUUUGUCGUUCUUAGCCCCUAUCAUGUCAAAUUCAGGACACCGGAGACCGCUGCAGAAACAUUAUUUUCCAUGGUUAACGGCGACGAAAUCUUUACCACUCUAGCCAUGUUGGAAACAAACAAAAUUGGCGGGAAAUGGGUUUGGUGGUUUUCGAGAGUUUACUUUGGCGCUUACAUUGCAAUCUUCACAAUCGUUGUCAUCAACCUCCUUAUCGCCAUCUACAUGAGCGCGUAUGAAUCCAUAAGGAAUUAUUACAAAAAUGGCCCGGAAGAACGAGACUUAGGACCAAUGGGGAAAGCGUGGCGAAAGUAUCUGAGUGAGAAAAGACCAAACGAACAUAAUCCGAUUUCUAAGUCCAUUUGUACUUUCCUUACAGCACUUACAGAUGAUAAGCGGCAAUUUUCGAAAGGGGAAGAGUCUCUGCGAGAUGAGAUGAAAAGGUUGGUACGAGUGGAGAGCAACAAGCCAAUCCUGAUCAAACCAAGAACGCUGCGAGCGUUUAUGAAUGAAGAGGAAGAUACACCCACAGUUAUAAAUUGUGGUUGUUUUAAUAUUAACUUCCUUACUUUCUUCAACAAAGAAAAAAUAACCUAUGAACCUUUUAAAAAUUGCAAAAUGCUCACUAAACAGAAAACAUGAUCUCCAUAUCUAUUGCAAUGCAAGUACUAAUGGCAUAAUGGUAUUCAAAAGUUAUUUCAAAAAUGCAGAAUAAAAGCAUCCACUUAAAGACUUAUUUAGUGUUAACAAUGUUCUCUGUAAAUUAAAAACUUUAAAAGUAUGAAUUAAAACCUAACUUAAACGAUAUA
Molecule: messenger RNA, 1965 nt
Organism: Ruditapes philippinarum (Manila clam)
Lineage: Eukaryota; Metazoa; Mollusca; Bivalvia; Venerida; Veneridae
Product: mucolipin-3-like
Exons: 9
Coding region: 503-1798 (431 amino acids)
Cellular component (GO): lysosomal membrane; plasma membrane
Molecular function (GO): NAADP-sensitive calcium-release channel activity
Source: RefSeq, a predicted model, not a curated record